GUGAGAGAGGCUUGUAAUCUUCUGGGUUGAUACUCAAAGAGGAUCAGAGCAUUACUCCGAGAGAGUGUGGCUAUGGAGAGAGGCAGAGCAUGCCUGAAACUGUGGAUUCUCCUCCAUCUAUUCUCCUUAUCCAUUGUCUUCAUCCACAGCGAUGCGAGAAGGAUGACGCCACGGUCCAAAGGCGCGGCGCAUCCAAGGAUUCCGGCCCUGAGAUCCACGAAGAGGAUGAGAGUGACGAGAAAGCUGGACUUGCCGUCGGACAUCCAACCUUACGUGAGCUCGCCGUUCACGUUGCCGCCGUACGAUUCGCUUCCCCCGAUUCCUCUGCCUGAUCUCAGCCCUCCAUACUGCAUAUACCCACCAUUGACCCCACAACCCCCGGCUUCCACAACAAUCCCACCUCCCACAAUGACCACACCAUCACCACCCUAUAUCUACAUCCCACCAAUCCUUCCCAUUCAAAACCCGCCUCCCAGCCCGACCGUUGUGAUUCCGGGCCCACCCGAGUCUUUACCGAGCCCUCCGGGACCUGCAAUUGUCCCAGCCCCCCCGGGCCCCGGAACCGGUCCUAGUCCUACCCCGCCGAUGAUCAACCCGCCUUACGUUGUGCGUAGCCCCCCAAUCUUCAUUCCGAGUCCGUCCUCCUAUGUCCCAUCCCCGGGCGGAGGCGGCAUUGUCCCAAGCCCGACUAUAUUCCUCCCGCCAAUUGUCUACCCUCCUCCCACGGUGCCGCCACCCCCUAACACCAGCCCGAGCAUAGCCUUGUGGUGCGUGGCCAAGCCCUCAGUGCCCGAGCCCAUCAUCCAGGAGGCCAUGAACUACGCCUGCGGAUCCGGCGCCGACUGCGACUCGAUCGAGCCGCAGGGCUCGUGCUUCCAGCCCAACACGCUGUUCGCGCACGCUUCGUACGCGUUCAACAGCUACUGGCAGAGGACCAAAGUGGCCGGCGGCUCAUGCUCCUUCGGUGGCACGGCAAUUCUAGUCACCGUGGAUCCUAGCUAUGAUGGAUGCCAUUUUGUCUACCUGUAGCGAGUGAAACAGCCCUGUUCUUGGCAACGUCGAGAAGUAGAAUUCGGAUGAUUUCUAUGUCAUCCCAACUUCCUAAUUUUUUUUUUCUUUCCCUUGGAAUAAAGUAGGAAUUUCGGUUUGUUUUAUCAGAGGAUAUAUGGAUUUUUGGCAGUAGAUAUAUAUUCAUAAGGUGUAUCAGAUGACAGGGUAUGAAAGUCAUCACUUUCUAGUGUUAUAGAAACAACCUCUUCUUCA
Molecule: messenger RNA, 1263 nt
Organism: Syzygium oleosum
Lineage: Eukaryota; Viridiplantae; Streptophyta; Magnoliopsida; Myrtales; Myrtaceae
Product: 36.4 kDa proline-rich protein-like
Exons: 3
Coding region: 73-1029 (318 amino acids)
Source: RefSeq, a predicted model, not a curated record